This is a messenger RNA of Carcharodon carcharias (great white shark), 4167 nucleotides long. Its product is annotated as mucin-6-like. Bases 1 to 4167 code for a protein of 1388 amino acids. The transcript has 31 exons. Gene Ontology annotation, molecular function: protein binding. The record is from RefSeq and is a predicted model, not a curated record. Lineage: Eukaryota; Metazoa; Chordata; Chondrichthyes; Lamniformes; Lamnidae. Gene Ontology annotation, cellular component: extracellular matrix.
AUGACAACCAGUGUUAAGUGCUAUGACAUCAAUGAGGAAGCCACCUUGCAGUGUAAUGCCAGCGAGUCGGUUCUGGGGGCAGCUCUGCAGCAAGGAGAGCCAGUUGCUUUCGCAUCCAGGGCACCAAUGCAAAUGGAACAACGCUACGCUCAGAGGAACAACUUGGCUGGAAAUAAGGUAUUGCAUUCUCUAGUGGUUUCUGGAAAGUCCAUUGAGGCUAUUGAAACUGAAAUUGUACAGCAAAAGCUGGGUGACAUGAAAAACCCAAUCGCUUUUUGUAAACCUGCUACUAAGAUUAAUGUUUUGAUUGAAGAUGUGUCCACAGAGUCAGAAAGUAAGUUAGAAAGCCUUUAUCACAUUAAACUCAAUAACAAUGGUAACAUCAUAGGUCAAGCUCCUACAAAAGCAACGUGUACCACAUGGGGUUCGGAACAUUUCAAAACCUAUGACAAUUUAAUUUAUGACCUUUCAUCAACUUGCAACUAUAUCUUUGUCAGUGACUGUUCAGGAAAUUUAGGAGGCUUCAACGUUCAGAUUCGCAGAAGCAAACAUGGAUAUAUUAAAAGAAUCUCAAUCAACAUCUGGGGCACUUCAAUUAUAAUUGAGAAUGCAAAUAUAGUAGUAAAUGACAAUGGAUUCGUGCCAAUACCAUACAAUUUAAAUGGAAUACAGAUCAAGUCAUUUGGAGGCAGCAUGAGACUGACUGCUAAGCAGAAGGGUUUUGAUCUUGUUGUUGUCUGGAAUUUCAUAGACUAUCUAAUGGUUGAACUUGGAGAUGAAUACAGAAAUAAAACAUGUGGCCUUUGUGGGGAUUUUAAUGGGCAUCCUCAGCUAAAUGAGUUUAACCUUGGAGGCAAGGUAGUUUCACCUUACGAGUUCGCUAGCAAAUAUCAAGUAGAUGAUCCUUCAGAAACAUGUCAUCCUUUGAACCCAGGAAGAUUGGAGGAAAGUUAUGUUGACUAUGUGUCUGAUUGCUCUUGCAUGUUGAAUAAAGUGGCGCCGCUCUGUAAAUUACCAAAGGCAAAUUAUGUUAUGGAAUGUCAGCGUGAUUUAUACAAGUGUACUGCCAAAGGUGACAAACAAUGCAGUUGUCAGACUUUGUCUGAAUAUUCCCGACAAUGUUCUAGGUUACUGGAGCCAGUCACUAACUGGAGAAAUAUCUCUUUCUGCCCCCUUACACCAUGUCCAGGAAACCAGGUUUAUCAGGAAUGUGGAUCUCCCUGUUUAUUUACUUGCUCAAAUCCACAGACCAUCUGUGAUAGCUACGGCACAUAUGGUUGCUUCUGCCCAGAAGGAACUGUUCUUGAUGACAUUUCUGCUAAGGACAUUUGUGUUCCUCUGAGUCACUGUCCUUGUGUUUUAAAUGGUCAAGUCUAUGCUCCUGGCGGUUCAGUGAAUUCACCUUGCAAAUCCUGCACGUGUUAUAUGGGAAAAUGGAAUUGCAUCAAUCUGCCAUGUCCAGGCCGAUGUUCUCUUGAAGGGGGCUCAUUUGUCACCACGUUUGAUUCAAAACAGUACCGAUUCCAUGGAGUUUGCACGUACCUGCUUGUUAAAAGUGUUAAGAUGCUAAACGAUGGCACGAUUGAAGCAGUAUUUGAUAAAUGCGGUGUUAGAUAUUCAGAAACACAGUUAACGAGCAUAAUCUAUGCUACCAAUCAGACAAAAAUCAUAAUUUCCCAGCAAGGCACAAUAGAAGUCAACAAUAAACUCACGAAGUUACCCUAUGAAGAUGAAAUCCAGCAACAGGUUCAAGGUCUGGAUUGUCGCUCAGGAGCACAGAGACGGAACAAUUCCCAGCCCCGUGAACCUGACCUGAGAAAAAGAGGCGCUGAAGGGAACAUUGCAAUUUACAGGCAGUCUUCCAGCUACAUUCAGCUAAAAUCCACUUUUGGCCUGGAGAUGCAAGUUCAAACUCAUCCAUUUUUACAGUUGUACAUUAUUAUUGAUGAGAGCUUUGCCACAACCACUCACGGACUCUGUGGCAAUUUUGAUAGAAUUUCUCAAAACGAUUUCAGGAGCAGUAUGGGAAUCCAGGAAGGAACGGCCAGUAGUUUUGUAGAUUCCUGGAGAGUUAUUGAACAUUGUCAAUAUUCUCAAGAUAAAGAUUGUGACCCAUGCUCAUUAAGCCAAUCAAACAGUGUGUUUGCCGAGUCUUAUUGUUCCAUACUAAUGAAUAAGUCCAGCAUUUUUGGAAAAUGUCAUUGUAGGGUGGAUCCCAGAGAUUAUUACGAGAGGUGUAAGUUUGAAACUUGCAAUUAUGAGAAAAGCCAGGACUUCAUGUGCAAUUCCCUUGGAGUGUAUGCUCGUGCUUGUGCCAUAAAAGGCCUGAUAUUAACAGACUGGAGAAAUUUUGUGGAUGAAUGCAAAAUGUCUUGCCAGGGCCUUCAAGUUUUCAGUUACGAUUCCAAAGCAUGCAACCGUACCUGCUUUUCACGGUCCAAUUCAAUCCUUGAAUGUACUGAGCGUGGAGUUCCAGUAGAUGGCUGCAACUGCCCACCAGAUACUUUUCUGGAUAAUACCAACAUAUGUGUUAGUGCAUCCAACUGUUCAUGCUUUUUGCAAGAUGGAGUAAUUAUACCUGCUGGCAACAGUGUUAGCGCUUUUGAUCGAAUGUGUUACAAAAUGACAGAAGGACAAUGCAUAAUUUCAGGCUUUGACUAUCCACCAAUUUUUUCGGAGACAAAACCAUAUCAGCAAUGGAAAACUGAAGUUGAGAUGUGGAUGCAGGUUAUUUCAUUAGCCCGAAAGAAGCAAGGGAUGGCUUUAGCUUUCUCAGUACCAGAAAAAGUUCUGGACAGCGGUUGCACUUUCAUAGUGCGUGGGAUGGAUUGGCUUAAAUGUUACCUGGAGUCUCUUGAUGAGGCAGACCAGCGGAAGAUCAAGAAGCAUGAAAACUCUACCUGCUUCAGGUUUGGAGAUGAUAACACGCUAACAUUUUCUAAAAGCUUUUGUCAAAAUGGCAAAGUUGAAUGUUCGGACAACACUUCCAUUCAUGGAGGUAGAUGUAAAAAGUCACAAGGCACUAUUCGAAGAAGAGGGAAGUUCUCCCGUGCCCUGGCCAAGAAUAAUCAUAAAGUUAUAGAUAAGUUGAUGGAAGAAUUCAUUAGAAAUGCUCUUAUCUGCAUUAGAGGUAAAUGGGAAUGCACAGGAAAUGCAAAGUGUCCUUCAACCUGCACAGUUCAUGGAGAAGGGCAUAUUACUACAUUUGAUGGAAAGCAAUAUGUAUUUGAUGGCAGUUGUGAAUAUACUUUAGUUCAGGAUGCUUGUUCUGCUAAUUCCAGACAGCCGUCAUUCAAAAUAGUUGCAGAAAAUAUUAUUUGUGGUAAAACAGGAGUAGUCUGUACUAAAUCCAUAAAGAUCUACUUUAAGGAUAUACUAAUUAAGCUGACUGAUGGACACUAUCAGGUAACACCCCCAAAUGCUGCAAGAAGACUCAGAGUGAUUAACAAUCCACUGUAUCUAAAAUUUGAUUUACGAAUCAGUGCAAAACUUGAGCUGACUAUUAUCUGGAACAAGAAUAUGAAUGCUUACAUCUCAAUUACUAAACUAUCAGAGCUUGCAGUUUGUGGACUGUGUGGCAAUUACAAUGGUGAUGUGGACGAUGAAUAUAUAACCCAGAACAAAUAUUUAGUCUCCAAUGUACUGGCCUUUGCAAAUUCUUGGAAGGAAGAUCCUACAUGCAGGGAUGUGACUGAAGUUGUAUUUCCAUGUCACAAAAAUCCAUAUCGUUUGGCCAGGGCUGAAAAAAUGUGUGCUAUACUUAACAGUAAGCUGUUUGAGCCAUGUCACAAACUGGUCUACCGAAUGCCAUAUUAUGACAACUGUGUCCGAGAUGCAUGUGGCUGUGAGCUAGUUGGGGAUUGUGAGUGCCUCUGUGAUGCUGUUGCAGUCUAUGCUAAAACAUGUAUAGAUGCUGGUGUCUGCAUUGACUGGAGAACCCCUGAAUUUUGCCCUACGUACUGUGACUAUUUCAACACUCACAAGGAGGAUUCUAAUGCGGGUGAAUCUUCUCGGAAUACCACACAUAGGUGGCAUUAUCAGCCAUGUUUGUGCCCUGCCAAUGUCCAUAUCUUUGGCAAGUUCAAUAUGGAAGGUUGCUACAUUUGUGGUAAAUAUGAAUUCUUUCAUGAAGAAUUAAAACGCUGUAUAUCAUGCGAGACUUUGUAG